Molecule: messenger RNA, 2025 nt
Organism: Uloborus diversus
Lineage: Eukaryota; Metazoa; Arthropoda; Arachnida; Araneae; Uloboridae
Product: FAD synthase-like
Exons: 1
Coding region: 367-1923 (518 amino acids)
Biological process (GO): FAD biosynthetic process
Molecular function (GO): FMN adenylyltransferase activity
Source: RefSeq, a predicted model, not a curated record
UUCGAAUUGGAUGCUUUUUAAAUGAGACAAUAACUAUUGAAUAGUUUUCAUGAGACUUGUGUGCAAUAUGGAUGAGUAAUUAAGUUUUUUGUCCCUAAUUUCAAUAUUUCGCUUGUGAAAAUCUCUACCGCUUAUUUUAAUUGAAGUAUCAUAAAAUGUUUUCUUUUCUUGAAGAUUGUUUUCUAAGCGAAAACACCUUAAUUUAUCUUUUUGCCAUACAAAAUGUGUUUUUAAGUAAACUAAUAAGCAAAGAAAAAGUAGGAUUAUUUCGUUAAGCCUAUAUGUUUUUUAUAAUUGGUAUUUUUUGUUUGUUUUUUUCUACUACGAAUUUUUUUCAAACUACUUCUUUUUAGACAACUUAUCAUUAUGGCAUUACAAAUCAUCAUGAACGUUACAAGACUUUUGAAAAUUCCAGGUGGCUACGUACAACAAAUUAACUUAACGGGAAUGGGAAAGAGAUUUUUUUCUGAAUUUUCAUCUGAAAUAACGGCAGGGGUCGCUAUAAUUGGAAAUGAGAUAUUGAAAGGUAUUACAGAGGACAUUAACACUGCUUUCCUCAUCAAAAAUUUAAACUCUGCUGGAAUCAAAGUUAAGAAAGUAGUGAUUCUUCCAGAUGAAUUGAAUGUUAUCUCUAAAGAAAUUUUAGAACUUUCCAGCAGUUGUUCUGUUGUGUUAACUAGUGGUGGAAUAGGACCUACUCAUGACGAUGUAACAUACGAAGCGGUUGCCAAAGCUUGUGACGAAAAUCUUUGUUUAAACAAAGAACUGUCUAACUUGUAUUCCAACUAUUUUGGGACUGGAUCCGAUCAGAAUCCUGCAAUAGUUAAAUUUGCUUCUAUUCCUUCUUCGGCUGUUUUAAAUUUCGGAGAGUUUAAACUUAACGAUAAAUCUGUUAAAUAUCCUUUGAUUUCUGUCAGAAAUAUAUACAUGUUACCAGGAGUUCCUAUGCUGUUACAGAAAAGUUUUGAAAUUUUCAAAAGUAGUUUUGUACUUCGCAAUAAACCUUGUUUCGUGCGAAGCAUUUAUCUAACAGUUGAUGAGUUUUCUGUGACGCCUUUGCUAAAUAAAGUUGUAAAUGAAUUUAAAGAUAAAGUGCAAUUUGGUUCGUAUCCAAUUUUUAAUGAUAAUUAUCAUAAAGUAAAGUUUGUACUGGAGGGAUCGGAGGAACAUUCUGUAAAAGCAGCUGAAGAAUACAUUAGAAAUAAUUUGCCUAACGGAAGCAUUAUUGAUAGAAAAGAAAAUGCUCUAUUAUCUGCAAAAGAAGAUGUGUAUGCAUAUGCCAGGCGAUCGUCAGCUGUUGCAUCAGCAAUUUCUUUUAUAGAAGAAACUUUGGAGGCGUACAAAUUGUCCGAAAUCUGUUUUUGUUUCAACGGUGGCAAAGACUGCACGGCGCUGUUGCAUUUAUUAUACGCAUGUGUGCAGAAACAGGGUUCAGAAAAAUGGCACCAAAUGCAGACUUUGUAUGUAAAAAGUGGCGAUACGUUUAAUGAAGUUGACAAGUUUGUUCGGAAUACUAUUAAUUUGUACUCUCUGAAUGUGACAAUAAUAGAAGGGGACUUGAAGGAAGCAACUAUUGAGUUUCUGAAAAAGAAUCCUCAGCUGAAAAUUUUCUGCAUCGGCACCAGAAGGUGUGAUCCCGGUGCUGAGGCUUUAGAUCGUCUUUGUCCAACUGAUUCUGGGUGGCCUGCUGUAAUGAGAAUGCUUCCCCUUUUGGAUUGGUCUUACAAGGACAUUUGGACAUUUUUACGUGAUUUGCAGAUUCCCUACUGCAGUUUGUAUGAUCGUGGUUAUACUUCUUUGGGUGAUAGAUCACGUACAAUGCCCAAUCCUGCGUUGGUAAAUAAGGACAAAAAUGGCCGCGUUUUAUAUAAACCUGCGUACAUGUUGGAAAAUGAAAGUAGUGAACGGAACAACCGAUGUUAGAACUCAUUUUAUAAAACAUAUCUUCCAAAAUAAAUAAAUGAUGAUGACAAUGUUGGCCUUCUUUGGAUUAAAAAUCAAAUCAUCGAUUAUCAAAUAUGCGAU